GUUUGUCAAACACUUUCACUUCCAGUACUCUACUUCCACUUGGAACCAAUCAUGCUAUCAACCUUUGUAACUUCACGCGCCACCACUUUCAUCCCGGUAAUCCCUCCAGUUCAUGGCACUCACAACAACCACCUCCCACUCCGCCCCACAUCCCUCCGUGUCACGGCUCAAUCGACCGCCGAACCGGUCACCGCUGACCCCUCACCUCCACCCACCUCCUCUGCAAGUUCUCUGAAACUCAACAAGUACAGCGUCCGCAUCACCGAGCCCAAGUCACAGGGAGGCUCACAGGCCGUCCUGCACGGCGUGGGCCUCUCGGAUUCCGACAUGGAUAAGCCCCAAAUAGGCAUCUCUUCCGUUUGGUACGAGGGGAACACGUGUAACAUGCACCUGUUGAAACUUUCGGAGGCCGUGAAGCAGGGCGUUGAAGAGGCGGGGAUGGUCGGGUUUCGGUUUAAUACAAUUGGUGUGAGUGAUGCAAUAUCGAUGGGGACGAGAGGGAUGUGUUUUAGCUUGCAAAGUAGGGAUUUGAUUGCUGAUAGUAUUGAGACUGUUAUGAGUGCUCAGUGGUAUGAUGGCAAUAUUUCCAUUCCUGGGUGUGACAAAAAUAUGCCAGGUACAAUUAUGGCAAUGGGGCGGCUCAACCGACCGGGUAUAAUGGUUUAUGGUGGAACAAUCAAGCCUGGUCAUUUUCAAGGCCAUACAUAUGAUAUAGUAUCAGCUUUCCAGGUUUAUGGAGAGUAUGUUAGUGGAUCCAUAAGUGAUGAGCAGAGAAGGAAUGUACUCCUUAACUCAUGCCCAGGGGCAGGAGCUUGUGGUGGAAUGUAUACGGCUAAUACCAUGGCAUCUGCAAUUGAAGCUAUGGGAAUGUCUCUUCCUUAUAGCUCUUCCAUACCUGCUGAAGACCCAUUGAAGCUAGAUGAAUGCCGCCUAGCUGGAAAAUAUCUUCUCGAAUUAUUGAAAUUGGACUUGAAACCACGAGACAUAAUCACUCAAAAAUCACUACGUAAUGCGAUGGUUAUUGUAAUGGCACUGGGCGGGUCUACCAAUGCUGUACUACACUUAAUUGCUAUUGCAAGGUCUGUUGGUCUGGAGUUAACUCUUGAUGAUUUUCAGAAGGUCAGUGACGAGGUUCCAUUUCUUGCAGAUCUAAAGCCCAGUGGUAAAUAUGUCAUGGAGGAUGUACAUAAGAUUGGAGGAACACCAGCAAUCAUCCGAUAUCUUUUGGAGAAUGGUUUUCUAGAUGGAGAUUGCAUUACUGUUACUGGCAAGACACUGGCUGAAAAUGCAGUGAACUUCCCUCGUUUAUCAGAGGGGCAGGACAUAAUAAGACCACUGUCAAACCCUAUCAAGAAAACAGGCCAUCUCCAAAUAUUAUAUGGAAAUGUUGCAUCACAGGGUUCUGUAGCAAAAAUUACUGGAAAAGAAGGGCUAUACUUCUCUGGUCCUGCCCUUAUCUUUGAAGGAGAGGAAUCUAUGAUUGCAGCCAUCUCUGAGGAUCCUAUGAGUUUCAAAGGAAAAGUGGUCGUCAUAAGAGGAGAAGGGCCGAAGGGAGGGCCAGGCAUGCCUGAAAUGUUGACACCAACAAGUGCAAUAAUGGGAGCAGGUCUUGGAAAGGAAGUUGCACUGCUCACCGAUGGUAGGUUUUCUGGAGGUUCACAUGGAUUUGUUGUUGGCCACAUUUGCCCCGAAGCACAGGAGGGUGGCCCAAUUGGUCUGAUCCAAAAUGGAGACAUCAUCACCAUUGAUGUACAGAAGCGAAGAAUAGAUGUUCAGAUAACAGAUGAGGAAAUGGAAGAGCGAAGAAGAAAAUGGACUACUCCUCCAUAUAAGGUUAACCGAGGAGUUCUUUACAAGUACAUCAAGAACGUGCAAUCAGCUUCAAAUGGAUGCGUGACUGACGAGUAGUGGAGAUGACACAUUUAUAGAUGACUAUAGAGCGUUACAGCGGCUCAAAAUUCAGUCUUUUCCUAUUUAAAACUUAAUUUAGAAGUUUUGCUCUGUUGGGUAUUUGUUCUUCAGUACAAUUUUGAGAUCCAUGGAUGUGAAUGUGAUUAGACUUUUUAGAGAUUGUACUAAUAUUGGAUUAAACUCUUUUGGGUCAUAAAGAGUUUAUUUUUAGUA
Messenger RNA from Pistacia vera, 2124 nucleotides. RefSeq names its product dihydroxy-acid dehydratase, chloroplastic. Gene Ontology annotation, biological process: branched-chain amino acid biosynthetic process. Bases 52 to 1908 code for a protein of 618 amino acids. Gene Ontology annotation, molecular function: dihydroxy-acid dehydratase activity. The transcript has 14 exons. The record is from RefSeq and is a predicted model, not a curated record. NCBI's taxonomy places the organism in Eukaryota, Viridiplantae, Streptophyta, Magnoliopsida, Sapindales, Anacardiaceae. Gene Ontology annotation, cellular component: chloroplast stroma.